Messenger RNA from Tuber melanosporum (Perigord truffle), 1105 nucleotides. RefSeq lists its product as uncharacterized. The record is from RefSeq and is a predicted model, not a curated record. The transcript is spliced from 7 exons. Gene Ontology annotation, biological process: monoatomic anion transmembrane transport. Gene Ontology annotation, molecular function: voltage-gated monoatomic anion channel activity. Gene Ontology annotation, cellular component: mitochondrial outer membrane. The coding region runs from base 102 to 968 and encodes 288 amino acids. Lineage: Eukaryota; Fungi; Ascomycota; Pezizomycetes; Pezizales; Tuberaceae.
CAUUUCCCUACAGUAACAUCAAAAAAAGUUUGUUCACUAUACUACCCAUCUGCUCUACUCCUCAGCACUUCCAAACACGGACAAGUCGUCGACAUCUCAUUAUGUCUAUCCCAGCCUUCUCUGACAUUGCUAAGCCCUCCAAUGAUCUCUUGACGAGGGACUUUUAUCACACGGCUUCUGCAAACCUUGAGGUCAAGUCGAAAGCUCCUAAUGGUGUUGCUUUCACCGUUAAGGGAAAGAAUGACCACAAAGUCGGAGCCAUCAGUGGUCAGAUUGAGGCCAAGUAUUCCGACAAAUCAACUGGUGUGACCCUUACCCAGGCCUGGACAACCACCAACGCUCUCGAUACUAAGAUCGAGUUGGACAAUACUCUUGCAAAGGGUCUUAAGGCUGAGGCCAUUAUUAACCCCCUGCCCGCAAGCAAGUCCAAGGGAGCCAAGCUCAACAUCCAUUUUCGUCAACCAUUGUUCCAUGCCCGUGGUUUCUUUGAUAUUCUUAAGGGUCCCUCUUUUACGGGUGAUGUCGUUGUCGGUCAUGAUGGCUUUCUCGCGGGUGCUGAAGUUGGCUACAAUGUGGUCAGUGGCAGUAUCACUCGUUACUCUGCCGCCGUGGGAUACUCUGUGCCCGAGUAUACCGCUGCUAUCACUGCGACAAACAACUUAAAUCUUUUUGGUGCCUCUUACUACCACCGUGUCAAUGCCCAAGUUGAGGCUGGUGCUAAGGCCACAUGGGAUGCCAAGGGUGGAAACGCGAGUGGUGUUGGUCUUGAGAUAGCAGGCAAGUACAAGCUUGAUUCUUCUGCUUUCUUCAAGGCCAAGAUCAACAAUCAAGGAAUUGCUGCUCUUGCCUACAACCAACUUCUCCGCCCUGGUGUUACCUUAGGUCUGGGGGCCUCAGUUGAUACCCAGCGCUUGAAUGAGUCUGCUGCAGCCCACAAGCUUGGUCUUAACUUUGUCUUCGAGGCUUAGGUGUAGAGUCAUGACGGAAUAGGCACCUUUGUUACUUGAAGCCUGUUAAUAGAAGCGAACUUUGAUCUUCUCUUUGUAGUUAUCCGGUCCGAACAAAAAAUGCCACUAUGCGGUUUUUUCCGUAUAAAAAUCUCGAA